AUGACGAUUGAACAAAAGUUAUUAUUGCGAUUAAUUGAUGAAGUGAUCAUAAGCGAAGAAUUAUCAACAUCUGAUUUAGCCAUUGUCCGACGCUUAAAGGAAAACUUAUUGACAUCAUCAGUUACGAACCUCAAAGACUGCCUUUGUAAAUUGCCACCAUCUAUUCAACACCGAGUUGGAGACUCAUUAAACGAAACUGUGAAUACUCUUUGUCUUUAUGUGGGUACGACUAAAAAUGAAUUAUACGACGUAAUUUCGAAUACAAUUUCGAAUGUUCAAUUGAAUCGUAAACAAUUGAAAGUCAAAGAUGAAAUGUUACAAAAAGAAGUAAAAAAUAUAAAUCAGCUUUACGCGAAGUUAUCAUCGCAAGUAAAGUCAUUUGUUGACAAUUUAAAAAUUACUGCUGCAAACGAGAUUCACACAAAAGAGAGUGAUUCAAUCAAACAACAAUGUAAUUUAAUAUUGAAACAAAUACAAUUGUGCCGCAUGGAACUAAUGAAAAUAACCUAUACUGAUGAAACUCGACAACACCUGGAUAAAAUUAGACAAAAUUAUGAACAAUAUCAAACAUAUUUUGAAAAUCAAAUCCAAUAUUAUGAAGAAAUCAAACACGUUAUCACUGAUCAAGGAACACAUUAUAAAACGUUGAUAGAUAAUUAUUAUGUUGAUCUAGUUUCCAAUAUACAGCAACAACAGCAACAGCAACAACAAUUUGUCUUGAUUCAACAGCAGCAGCAGCAACAACAACUUCGACCACCUACCAUUUACCUCACACAACAAACAUCGUCUCAACCAGUAAUCAUGCCAUUUGGUUCAUCGUCUCAAGCGAUGCAGUACACCUAUACACCACAACAAUACCAACAACAUCAACCAUCAUCCAUGAUGUUUUUUCCUCCUCAACAACAGCCGAAUCAAAUCUGGUCUUCUUCCAUCGUGCAAUCUGACAAUCCUUUUUUCCACUCAGUUCAUCAGCAGACUACAUCUGUUCCAUUGCAACCACCACAAAUUCAUCCUGGUGUUAAACGAAAAAGUAGUUGUUUAGAAGAACAAGAACAGUCGCUUGGUGAACAAAAGCAACAAUUUCCAUCACUAAUGAGUUUAUCAACUCAACAACAAUCAAAAUCGAUGCUAUCACUGCCACCCCCUCCCCCACCGGUACCACAUAGUUUAUUACCAUCACAAAUGAGACAGCCUAUAAAUAAUCACGGUCCAACAAGAUGGCAUUCUAGCAACAGUAAUCAAACAUUUCAGUUAGAAUCAAAACAGCAUAAAAUAUUUCAAAAACAUCAAAUGAUAUGUAUUGAUUCCAUUUUAAAAGAACCUGGACGAUCUCAACGACCAUCUCAAAUUGUUAUUUUUCUUCGAGGUUUACCUGGUGCUGGUAAAUCAUACGUUAGUGAUCUUAUCAAGGCAGAAGAAGAGAAGCAUGGUGCGUCAAAACCAAAAAUUUUUUCAUUAGACAAUUAUUUCCUUACCGAAAAUGAAAAAGAAAGCAAAGAUGUGAAAACUGGAAAAAUUAUAAAAACAAAUGUAAUGGAAUAUGAAUAUGAUGAACAAAUGGAAGAAACAUAUCGGAAAAGCAUGAUCAAAACGUUUAAGAAAACUGUGGAUGAUCGAUUUUUUCCAUUUUUAAUUGUCGAUCAAAAUAAUGAUGAAAUUCGUCAUUUUCGAGAGAUGGUCGAUUAUGCUGAAAUGCAUCAAUUUCAGGUUUACUUUAUUGAAUUACACAAUGAUCCGGUAUCAUGCGCCAAUCGAAAUAUACAUAAUCGAACACUGACAGAUAUUCAAGCAAUUCAUAAAUGUUGGGAAGUAUUACCAUUGCGUUAUAAUAUACUGGAUAUUCGAUCAUUUUUACAGGAUGAUGCUAUCGAAGAAAUUGAAAUGGGUGAUGCUGUUGCAGAAGAAACGAAAGAAAGUGAUAAUAGCAAUAAUGGAGAUGAUGAUAAUAAUAUUUCGACAAUGGAAAAUGUCUCAGACGAUGAUAAUUCCGAGUACCGUCUUGAUGGACUUCGAACAAGGAGUGUUCAUCGAUCAAAUUCGCCAUCGGUGUCGUCGGCAGAUGGGUUGAACGAAAUAGAAUCAGGUGAUAGUAUCGAGUCUCUUGUCGAAGGACAAUCAAUACGUUCUCCUACAUCAUCUGGCAAAAAACGAGUACGAUGGGCUGAUAUUGAAGAAAAAACAUUGCAUACUAGAAAACGAGCAAUAGGUUUCGUGGUCGGACAAACUGUAGAAGAUUGGAAACGAAUGAGUGAUGAUUAUGAUCCCAGUCAAAAACUAAACCAAUACAAAUACAUCUAG
Didymodactylos carnosus is the source of this 2298-nucleotide messenger RNA. NCBI's taxonomy places the organism in Eukaryota, Metazoa, Rotifera, Eurotatoria, Philodinida, Philodinidae. The record is from the annotation of a GenBank genome assembly.